Molecule: messenger RNA, 3155 nt
Organism: Durio zibethinus
Lineage: Eukaryota; Viridiplantae; Streptophyta; Magnoliopsida; Malvales; Malvaceae
Product: putative receptor-like protein kinase At5g39000
Biological process (GO): protein phosphorylation
Molecular function (GO): ATP binding; transmembrane receptor protein tyrosine kinase activity
Source: RefSeq, a predicted model, not a curated record
UGAAACAUCAUGACUCGAUGCAAAUUCAAUUCAAAACAAAGAAAGAAAAAGAAAAACGGUCUAGCAACGGUCCAAGAAGCGAAAGUGGGGCAUGAAGACUGAAAAUUUCUGUGCAUGCAGCCGAAGACUUUGAAAGUCUAUGGCAGUAUAAUCAAAGUCUAAGAUUCUCUUUUGUCAUUGCAUAUAAUCUUUUAGUAAUUAAUUUGGCUCUAUUAACUCAGAUUUCUCCGAUAUUUCCCCACAAACAAACAAACUGGUAAAAAUGUUAGGCUUCUUCUUGGAAUGAUCAUGGAAUGAUUGGUAUCCGGGAAUUGGAGUGAACGGAGGGGUAGGAAACUUUUGUUUUUUAUCUUCCAGGUUUUGAUCGGCCUGAUUGAAAGCAAAUUCAGUUGCUUGAGACUCCUGAUUGUCACAAAGCCUAACUUCUCUACAAGAAGAAACAGUUUCAGCAUUGAAUCCAAUGUUAAUCUUUGUCAUCUACCUCAUCUCUUUUCUCCCUCUUCUCCUCUCCAUCGCCGCUGUCCAAAACUCACCUCCAUACUCUCGUACAGAUUUCAUACUCCUUGAUUGUGGUGAACUGUCGAACACAACUUCAUUAGAUGGCCGUAGCUGGGAUGCCGAUUCUGAUCACUCCAAAUUUUCUGCUUCUACCAGAGAAAAUGCUUCUUUUGUUUCCAAAGCCUCCAACCAGGAUCCCUCUGUCACCGGAAUUCCAUACAUGACUGCACGUAUAUUUCGCUCAGAAUUCACCUACAACUUCCCUGUAUUACCUGGCCCAAAAUUUCUUCGUCUGUACUUCUAUUCAGCUGAAUAUCCUGGCCUUAAUAUCUCCACUUCUUUCUUCUCUGCCACCGCCAAUAAUUAUACUCUCUUGAGCAAUUUCAGUGCCUAUUUAACAGCUUCGGCUACAAAGCCUCCAAGUCACUAUUUCGUCAAAGAAUUUAUAAUCACUGUAUGGGACAACCAGAGGCUGAGCCUAACCUUUAUUCCAUCUCCCAACUCUUACGCUUUUAUUAAUGGAGUCGAAAUUGUUUCCAUGCCAAGCAGCCUCUACAUGGGUGGCGAUGAUAACCAUCCGACUUUAGUUGGCUCUGGCUCUUCCUUUCCUUUGCAAAAUACAACAAAUCUUGAGACUUUUUAUCGGCUAAAUGUUGGGGGACAAGAGAUCAGAAACACAGAAGAUACCGGCAUGUAUCGAACAUGGCGUCAAGAUGACGGUUAUAUCUAUGGGGGAGCACUUGGGACUGUUCAAUCUUUCCUUAAUGAUCCAAUCAAAUACACGCCAAAGACGCCGGCUUACACUGCGCCAGUGAAUGUUUAUGCCACUGAGCGUACCAUGGAUAGAGAUUCUCACAUUAAUCUUAACUAUAACCUCACUUGGAUCUUCCCUGUUGAUGUUCACUUCUAUUACCUUGUUAGGUUGCAUUUUUGUGAGAAUCCCAACAUCACUAAAGCAAAUCAACGUGUGUUCAGUAUAUUUAUUAACAAUCAGACUGCCGAAAGAGAAUUAGAUGUGUUUAAAUGGACCGGUGGCUCUGGGAUUCCUAGGUAUGAAGACUACGUUGUAUUUGCUACAAAGAAGGAACUCUGGCUAGCUUUGCACCCUAACAUGCGUUCAACUCCAACCUAUGCUGAUGCCAUCUUGAACGGGAUAGAGAUUUUGAAGCUAAACAAUUCUCAAGGCAUCCUGGCAGGGCCUAAUCCAGACCCAUUGGAAACCCCUAUAUCUCCUGAACAGAACCCCAGUUUACAGAAUAGUUCAGGAAAUAAGAAAUUCUCAACAAUUUUAUCGAUCCUUGGAGCUGUUCUUGGUGCUAUAAUUCUCCUAUCUCUUCUCUUGGGUUGCUUUAUUUUCCAAAGAAAAAGAAGAGUUAAGGACUCAAUUUCUGUCCCCGCAGAGUUUGCUAAACCUGAAGAGACUUCCUCUUUACUCCCCUCAGAUCUCUGCCGUCGCUUCUCAAUCACUGAAAUCAAAGAAGCCACUCAUAAUUUCGAUGAACAAUUUCUGAUAGGCCAUGGAGGAUUUGGCAAUGUCUACAAAGGGUUCAUCGAUGGUGGUGCCACCACCAUAGCAAUCAAACGGCUAAACCCAUCAUCAAAACAAGGAGUCCACGAAUUCCAAACGGAAAUUGCAAUGCUAUCUCAACUCAGGCAUCUCCAUCUUGUGUCUUUGAUUGGCUACUGUAAUGAUCAAGGUGAGAUGAUACUUGUAUACGAGUACAUGGCCCAUGGUACUCUCCGUGAUCAUCUUUACAAAACCAACAAUCCUCCUUUGUCAUGGAAGUUAAGGCUUGAAAUUUGCCUUGGAGCUGCCCGUGGUUUGCAAUAUCUUCAUAGUGAUGCAAAGCAAUGUAUCAUACACCGGGAUGUGAAAUCGUCCAACAUUUUGUUGGACGAGAAUUACGUUGCUAAAGUUUCGGAUUUUGGCUUGUCUAAAUUGGGCCCUACAAGCGUGUCUCAAACCCACGUCAGUACCGUGGUAAAGGGUAGCUUCGGGUACUUGGAUCCAGAAUACUAUCGUCGGCAGCAACUCACCGAAAAAUCUGAUGUGUAUUCAUUUGGUGUGGUGUUGUUUGAGACACUAUGUGCAAGGCCGCCCGUGGUCCAAAACUUGCCAAAGCAGCAAAUCAGCUUGGCAAACUGGGGUCGAAUUUGUUGUCAAAGGGGUACUCUUGAUCAAAUUAUAGACCCAUGUUUGACAGGUGAGAUUGCAGCUGAGGGCUUGAAAAAGUUCGGUGAGAUUGCUGAGAGUUGUGUGAGUGAUGAAGCAAUUAAAAGGCCAACAAUGAGUGAUGUAGUUUGGAGCCUAGAAUUUGUAUUGCAGCUUCAAGAGACCGCGGAGAAGAACAAUGAUGGGAUGAAGAAAGUGAAGAAAAGUGAGGUGAAAGAGGUUGUUUCCACGGAUGAUGAAAUAUUUAGUGGGUCAGGUGAACAAGCUUCCAAAUCAACGAGCACCCUGUUUUGUGAGGGACAUAGUAUUUCUCUAGGUGAUGAGUUUAGUAUAUGACAAGCUCUAAAAAUUAUGUUCUCUAAGAGUUCGGAUUAAAAGGAUGGCCAAUGUCAAUUAGAUAUAGUUGUUAUAUUAUGCUUAUUUUUAAUGAAAGUUGAAUUAUACUUUAAAAUUGUAAAUAUUUCGUUCCAAAAUAAAUUUUAAA